GGAGUGUGCAUGAUGUGCAUCCCAGCAGCGCGUCCUCCCUCCCCUCGAGCGCGUGUAUAUGUGUGACAGCCAGAGCGUCAUUGGUGCGUCCCUUAAACGAUUCACAACUUUUGAUGGAUUACCCCACUUCUGAGUGCUCAGGUGCGGCUCAGUCCUCUCCGUCCACUCGCUAGUGCGCGUCUCCCCAAACCUGUCAGACUCAAACGAGCGAAAGCAAAGUCACAUGUUCUUAGUGUCGUUCUCGUGGGCUCACAUGUGCGGGCUUGCGUCCGCGGUGCUGUCCACGCUGGUGGUGCUGAGCGCGUUUACGGUGAAUGGAACGAGCGCGGCCACCACCGGCUGCCCGACGUGCGGCAUGCUGGCGAUGGAGAAGAGCACGGAGGAACGUUACCUGGUCGAGAUGGCCAAACAGCGGAUCCUGGACAAGCUUCACCUGCGGGAGAGGCCGAACAUCACGCAGACGGUGCCCCGUGCCGCGCUCAUGACGGCGCUGCGCAAGCUGCACGCGGGCCGCGUCAGACAGGACGGAACGCUGGAGCUGGACAACAACGUGCCCAACUCGCGCACCAGUAGCCAGGCAUACGAGAUAGUGAGCUUCGCUGAUGUCGAUGCCGAGGUCUCUGCCGGCACCGACACCAGUCUGUCGUUCCAGUUCCUGCAGGAGAAAGGUCACAGCGUGCAGGUGCUGCAGUCGUCGCUGUGGCUGUACGUGAGUCCGGCUGACGCCCCUCAUCACGGCGGCCGCGUAAACGCAGAAAUCUCCCUGCCGGCGUCGAGCGGCGCUAAUCGCACGCUGCUGCUCCAGAGAAGCGUGGAUGUGUCACGAGGCGGAUGGCACACGUUCCCCGUAACCGGCGCCCUGCAGGCCUUCCUGGACGGCGGUCAGCGGAGGCUCCGUCUGGAGGUGCACUGCGAAGACGGCGGCCGCAACCUGUGCAGCCGCGAGGCGUCCGGCGACUCCUCGCACCAGCCGUUCCUGGUGGCGCAGGUGCAGUUGCGCGACGACGCCAACAAGCACGCCCUGAGCAAGCGCUCCCUGCGAUGCGGCGACGACGUGAGCGUGUGCUGCAGGAAAGACUUCUACAUCAAGUUCCGCGACAUACAGUGGCAGGACUGGAUCAUAGCACCAGAGGGCUACCACAUGAACUACUGCAUGGGACAGUGUCCACAGCAUUUAUCCGGCUCGCCCGGCAUCGCCUCCUCCUUCCACGCCACCGUCUUCAGUCAACUGAAGGCUAACGGCAUCCACACGGCCGUGUCGUCCUGCUGCGUCCCCAUCCAGAGACGGCCGCUCUCCAUGGUCUACUUCAACUCGCAGCACACCAUCGUGAAGACCGACGUCCAAGACAUGAUCGUCGAGUCCUGUGGGUGCACAUAAAGAACAAUUACAGGAGACCACAAACCUAACAGUACACAGCCGCACACCUAUUUAUCUGCUUUAUCAGGAAGAGGCGAAAUAUUCUCUAAUCGAGGCUUUUUUUAUAGAUGUUGAAAUACUCAGGGAAAUAAAAGCCACGCUUACCCAACAUGACAGUAAACAUUUAGUUAUUGCCACACGUCCCAGCAAAGGCCUGGCAGCAGCAGUGCUGCAUUAGUAAUAAAUGCUUGAAUAUUUCUCUCACAUUAGUUCUCAAAGCUUACUUUUGACUGUUUACGCUAAGCACCAGCAAAUGCAACUAAAUAUGUGUACUGGCUUUCCUUUCAAGCUGCUUAUUUUCCAUUCAAACAGAUACACUUACUUUUAUUUGUAACAUUAAUAAUAAUAAUAAUAAUAAUAAGUAUUAUUUAUAUAGCACCUUUGCAAAAGUGGUACAAUAAUCUACAAACAGUACAAUCACCUACAUUGUACAUGUUACAGGUGUAUUUUUUGUGUUUAUUUUAAGUGUUUAUUCUGUCUCAUGUUCUCCUUUUGUUUAGUUUGAAGCACUUCCUAGGAAUGCAUAUGCAUCGUGUAGGGAAUCUGCAACUGCACUUUAUAUGUUAUUUUGUGUAUAAAUCAAGCCAUGCAAAUCCGAUCUACAUGUGUUUUGUUUAUUUUUGCUUGACAAAAAUGAUACUGUAACUUAUGGCACCAUAUUAAAGCUCUUUGAAAGAGCAAAAACUCACUGAGAUUAAUUUCUAUAAUUUUUUUAAUAAAGGAAUAUUUUCUUAUCAGUGAGAUAGUAUGGAAAUCUGUACUGUAUUGUACAUUGUAAUUUUGCUGAAUAUGUGUAUUUUUAAAAAUAAACAUUUUAUCUAUUAUUUCACGUGUGCUUUAAUGAGAGGACUUGAAUAAGGACAAAGGUCACAUCAAACAUCAAUAAAGUAAACAACCCCUA
Sinocyclocheilus anshuiensis is the source of this 2318-nucleotide messenger RNA. RefSeq names its product inhibin beta B chain. Lineage: Eukaryota; Metazoa; Chordata; Actinopteri; Cypriniformes; Cyprinidae. Gene Ontology annotation, molecular function: cytokine activity; hormone activity; growth factor activity. Bases 224 to 1378 code for a protein of 384 amino acids. The record is from RefSeq and is a predicted model, not a curated record. The transcript has 2 exons. Gene Ontology annotation, cellular component: extracellular region.